ACGUUAUUUUGGAAAUCAAGUGUCAGGUCGAAUGACACUGUUCAAUGACUACGGCUUUUUACUGUAUACAUUAAACGUUGUAACCAACGUCAAGGAAGUGAAGAGCAUUUAAGGAUUCGUGAACUUAAUGGAGUCGCAAUAUAACAAGUCCGGUGAAGUAAAAUUGACUGCGUAGACCUAAUAAUGCUUUGGAUGGGAUAAACUCUUAAGCCAUCAUUUGACAGAAUGAGUCAAAGAUUGGCUUCAAAUACAUGGGUGAAAGUAAGCAGAGGAUUUAAUUUGUGGCAAAUACAUGCUUACAAGUCAGCAGCAUCAUCUGUUUUGUCUGGUACCUCUCACUGUAGGGUUCAUGUUCAGCAGUCUGUUUGCUACAAGACUGGGUAUCUCAGCCGGAAACAGAUUCUGUACCAGAGGAUCAAAACUCGUAGAGGAUGGAUUUUUAGAGCCAGCCAGGUUAAACACAGGCUCAGACUCCACACCAGCACCUUGCAUUUGAAUGCUUCAGCCUCACGCUGGUUUGCUGGCCUAAACCAACACAUGUCGCGGGUCAGAAACACGCUGGACACAGUUUCUAAAGCUGUGAGUGGGACCCAUACAGAACUACUCUCCAAAAUUGCCAGACUCAAACCCAGUGCUUUCAAAGCUGGGAAAACCACUGAGGGCAAUGUUGAGCCAGUCCCAAAAGCAGAAGAGAGUGUGGCGACAUCUACCCCUGCUCCAAAUAAUGCCACUUUGACAUCUGCAUCUCCUACACCCAAACCUCUAACUAGCUCAUCUUCUGCCACUACUUCUAUCCCAACACCUGUUGUUACACUUGAUGCAAAUGCCACCACUACCUCCACACAAUCUCCUAAUUUUUCUCAACCUGCUGUCCCUGCCGCUGUUUUGACAAUGCAACAACUUAAGGAUAAAAGGCAGAGGCGUGUUGUUGCUGCUGUCAAAGCUGGUAGCACAAAAAAGCCAGAGGAGAGUAGACCAUCACCAAGUGAUGCUGAGAGCACUUCCAGUCAGUCCACGGCACUGUUCCAUCCCAGCACAUUUUCAGUCAGUUUGGAUGAAACUUAUAACUACCUGGCCCAUCACAUUAACUCAUACUUUGGCAGCGCUACAAAACCACAAGACAAGAAAGUCGACAACUUAGAGAAUCCUACUCCAUCUUCUCAGGAUCAAAAAACAACUGACCUCAUAACAGUAUGUGAUAAAAAAGACUCUGCUGCUUCAGUCACUUCCACCUCCACCAAGAGGGGUCUAGGACACUACCUAUCCUACUCAGCUCCAACUGUGCAAGCCUUUGUAGGGAGCUACAUAGCUCCUCUGGUCCCCAAGUUCAGGACAAGCUCAGAAUCCAAGAGUGUUAUGGUGGAGGAGAAGAAGCCUGAAUAUACAGCAGUGAAACCAGUUGAAGCUACCAUGACUAAAGAGCAGAAAGCAGCAGAGGAGAAAACCAAGAAACUUCUACUCCAAAGGGAAAAGAUCAUUGCCAGGGUGAGCGUGGAUAAUCGAACUCGGGCUCUGGUCCAGGCUCUCCACAGGGCCUCAGAUGUGAGGGUCUACAUCAAUAGGGUCGAAGAUCUCAGCUACCACCUCCUUGAAUUUCCAGAAACUCGGGGUGUUGCAGUCAAGGAGAGGGUUAUUCCAUGCCUUCUUCGUCUGAAACAGGCCAGUGACCCAGGUCUGAGGGCAGCAGUUCGAGAAGCCCUCACUCUGGUGGGCUACCAUGAGCCUGUUAAAGGCCGAGGCAUACGUGUCCUGUCCAUAGAUGGAGGGGGAUUAAGGGGACUUCUUGCCCUUCAAACCCUACAUAAGCUAGAGGAUCUGACUGGCAAACCCAUUUACAGGCUGUUUGAUUAUAUUUGUGGUGUCAGCACAGGUGCCAUUCUUGGAUUCAUGUUAGGCAUUUUCCAAAUUCCAUUAAAUGAGUGUGAUGAUCUUUACCGGAAGCUGGGUUCAGAUGUUUUCAAACAAAAUGUCAUCGUUGGUACUGUAAAGAUGAGCUGGAACCAUGCUUUUUAUGACAGCGAAGCCUGGGAGAAUAUCCUCAAAGAGAAAAUGGGCUCACACCUCCUGGUUGAGACUUCAAGAAACCCCAAAUGCCCCAAGGUGGCAGCGAUCAGCACCAUUGUGAAUAGAGGCACUCCUCUGAAAGCCUAUGUGUUCAGGAACUACAACCUACUGCCCGGGCUGCGCUCACACUACCUGGGGGGCUGCCAGCACCAGCUUUGGCAGGCUAUUCGUGCCACAUCAGCAGCCCCUGGGUAUUUUCAGGAGUUCACCUUGGGGAAUGAUCUCCACCAGGAUGGCGGUCUGCUGAUUAACAACCCUACAGCACUUGCGGUCCACGAGUCAAAGUGUUUAUGGCCCAAUACCCCCUUGGAGUGUGUGGUCUCACUUGGCACAGGGCGCUUUGAAAACGCUGGCAAGAACAACACCACCUACACGAGUCUCAAAACCAAACUCACAAAUGUCAUCAGCAGUGCUACUGACACUGAGGAGGUUCACGCUAUGCUCGACGCCUUCCUCCCGCCUGACACUUAUUUCCGCUUCAACCCCUACAUGAGCGAGGAUAUUUCUAUGGAUGAAAACCGGCAAGAGAAGCUGAACAUGCUUCAGGCUGAGGGCAUGCGAUACUUGGAGAGGAACGAAGAGAAGCUGAAGAAGGUCGCGCGCAUCCUCAACCGGGAAAAAUCCUCCAUCCAGAGGGUGGCAGAGUGGGCCAGGCUCAGGACAGACAUGUUCAGCAAUCUGUCCUUUUCCUCCUCCAAACUGUAAUCCAUGCAUCCAUUUUUACCUCACAGAAACAUUUCCUCUAUUAUUCUAAACUGCGUAGAGUAUAAUCAUGCCAUGUUUAACGUGUCAUCAUGACUUCUUGACCUCUAACUCUGAAGAACAUUGUGCACAUGUAUCACAGGUAUCUGACACACCAGACAGUACUUUUGUCCAAAUGUCAGACACCAUAAUAACUGUAUUUGUCACAAUUUUGGCAGCUUUACAUUGCCAUAUAAAGAUGUGUCAGCAGACAUUUAGAUUUAGGAGCAAUUUCUCAGCAGUAUUGUACAUGAAACAUAGAACACUGUAAUGUUCAACACUACCUUUUAAUUGAUGUAAUUUUGCUAAAUAAGCACUGAAGAAUUUGAUUUUUCUGAACUUUGUUAUGACAACCACUGCAAUCUCACAAACCUGUCUUUGUAUUUUCACAGAAAAAAGGUCUAAUUAGGUUUGUUUCUGAAGUGUAGCAUUUGUUAUAAUGAGCUGCCAACACGUACAAAUGUAAAAUAGAGGAAAAAAGAUCUUUCCUACCUUUGUAAAUGGUCUAAUCAAGUUGAAUUUGAGCGCCUAAUGUGGGUGGCAUUUAUUAGUUGUCAGGACUAAAUUUUGCACAUUUUAACAAUGCAGCUACCGCUCUGCUGUGCAAUUGUAUAAUCAAGCAUCACAAUAUUGCUUAUAUUGUGUAUAAAUGUGACAUAUAUUUAUAUAUUUAACAGUUUUCACUGAUUGAAAGCACUUAAAGCCAAGUAAAAUUCUAAUCAAAGACGUGAAAAUUGCAAAGAUUUACUCCAAUGUGCCACCGUAUGAUAAAUAAAUGACUAAUAUUACUGAUUAAUAUUAAUAAUGAUGAUAUGAUCGAUGAUGUAAGUAUCCAAUCAGACCUCUAAGGACAUACCCGUACUAUGUUAUUUCAGCUUCAUGGUAUUUUAGUUCACUUGUUUUAAACCUUUUUAUCGCCGUAUGCAUGGUUGUUUGGUUUUAUGGAUUCACUGCAGGCUAUGCACAUUUUGUCUGUCUUCAGUGUGCCCUCUUUCCCUUUGAUGCCUCUUCUCAAAAGCCUCUUUCUCCCUUUUCUACCUUGAGGUGCUGUGUUUCAAUCCUCAUGCUGCUUUUCUUUAGUGCUGGUGAAAUCAUGCAGGACUUCAUUCUUUAUUUUGAGGGACCGGUAUGGGACAGAUUGCUGCUUAAUGAUUUGCUAUAGUUGAAAAUAAUCCUAUGUUUGUUACAUUGAGCGCUUAAAAAUGCACUUGAGAUACUCAUUUCUAUGGCCAGGCUAAGUACUGUACAUCUAGAUUGUGUCAGACACUCGGAGGUAUAACAGACACAGAUAUGACUCAGAUUAAUAUAAUUCCACUGUUCUCAUGUUUGUCCUGUAAAGACUGAAAUUGUACAUAAUUAAAACCCAUUACUGAAUGUCA
This is a messenger RNA of Sphaeramia orbicularis (orbiculate cardinalfish), 4184 nucleotides long. Its product is annotated as calcium-independent phospholipase A2-gamma-like. The transcript has 10 exons. The record is from RefSeq and is a predicted model, not a curated record. Bases 226 to 2769 code for a protein of 847 amino acids. Gene Ontology annotation, cellular component: membrane. Lineage: Eukaryota; Metazoa; Chordata; Actinopteri; Kurtiformes; Apogonidae. Gene Ontology annotation, biological process: arachidonate metabolic process.